This is a messenger RNA of Cololabis saira (Pacific saury), 3723 nucleotides long. RefSeq lists its product as uncharacterized. Bases 151 to 3234 code for a protein of 1027 amino acids. The transcript has 17 exons. Lineage: Eukaryota; Metazoa; Chordata; Actinopteri; Beloniformes; Belonidae. The record is from RefSeq and is a predicted model, not a curated record.
UGGCUUGCUUGAUUGCACAUGCAAAUUGUUCAAGAGUUUAUCUCAUCUGUGAAAACUUUCUUUUUUGAAACAGUUUUUUUUACCUUAGAUUUGAGUAAGUUCUGCUAUAAGUGGGUCCACUGAGAGGUCAGGCUUUAGUCCUGCAGGACCAUGAACACUCACACAGUCAGCUGGUUGAUUCUUCUGACCUUAAUGAAAAAUUUUUCUUGUGUUACAAACCUUUUCGAGCUAGAGGUUAACUGGAUAACGUCUGUCGAGGGGUCUUGUGUUGAAAUGAAAUGUAAACCUGGCGGGUUUGUUCAUGGUCUUGAUGGUGCUCACUGGUUUUGGAUGAAGGAUGCAACUUGGAAGGAUGAAACAAAGGACUACGUAGCUACGAUAAUUUACAGCACAGAUGAGUCAAAACGUCCUGUGGACCCACUCUUUAAAUACAGAGUGCGGCAAAUGGACUCCUCACCACUGUGGAGUAGAAGUACAUCCGCAGCAGAAAAACUGUGCAACAUUUUGAUCUGUGACUUGCAGAAAAAUGACAGUGGAAACUAUUUAUUCAGAUUUCAUGGAGUUCAAAAUAAAUGGGCGACAAAACCUGGAACAAACCUAACAGUUGUGGAAAAUUCUUGCCCAAUCACCUUUAAGGGUCCACAAACUGUGAAGGAGAAUGAGAUGGUAACGUUGACAUGCACCACGUUAAGUUCAUGUCCUUCAAACCCACAAAUUGGCACCUCGAUGCAACGACCUUCAAUACAGAUGUCAAAGUCUCUCAGGACAAACGCUGAGUCACCUAAAAGCAUCACACAGAUAUUUAAUGUCAGCUGGAAGGAUGACGGGAUUGGGUUUUCCUGCCAAACAGCAGAUAACCAGGACAAAUAUUUGAUCAGGAAUCUCAGCCUAACCGUAGAAUACGCUCCUAAAGAAGUUAUGGCUUUGACAACUGUCUCCAAUCCGCAGGAAGGAGACCCUUUGAGACUCACUUGCUCUGCCAAAGGUCAACCAUCUGUCAACUUUAGCUGGUUCAAAAAUGCCCAAAAGCUGAUCUCAGGGCCUGAGUUGAAGUUAACACAAGUUAACUUUACACACGAUGGAUCGUACUACUGUGAAGCUGAGAAUAAAAUUGGGACAGAAAAAUCUAAUAGUGUUGAAAUUAAUGUGUUACAUGUCCCGAGAGUUGAGGUAAGGGUUCAGCCACAGCAGCCAGGAAGAGACUUCACAGAGGGAGACAGGAUUACUCUUGAAUGUUAUGUGAACAGGAGUAAUCCAGAAGCUUACACCUUUUCUUGGUUAAAAGACACCAGAGAAAAGAGCAGAUCACAGAAGUAUGUUUUCAACAGAAUCCAGCCAAGCGACACUGGCAGCUACACAUGUCAAGCCUGGAACCGUCUGGGUCGAGGAACGUCAAGUCCGUAUCAUCUUAAUGUUCAAUACAGGCCACAGAGCACCUACAUCUCCACCUCCAGUGCUGAAAGAGUGAAGAUUAACAGGCCUCUCACAUUAACCUGUAACACUAAUGCAAAUCCAGAACCAUUGUACUCCUGGUACCAUUAUAAACCUUCCGAUCCCUUACAUCCGAAACCUGGAACAAUUCAAGCAACUCAUGGCAAGACUCUAUAUUUCCCGGUUGUUCGAAGAGGAGAUGAAGGAUGUUAUAGCUGCAAUGCAACCAACAUCAUCGGUUCAGGGGAUUUUAGUCAGCCAAGAUGCAUACAAGUCCUGUUUGCUCCAACAAAUGUCAACCUUUCUUUGCCUGUUAAGGUCAGAGCAGGUCAGCUGGUCACAGUCACCUGUACGGCUGAGAGUUUCCCACCAUCGCAGUUAACAGUGAGAAGGACUUCAGGAUGGAAUACUGGCUAUUUGCAACCUUUUGCGCUUCCACAUGACCAAAAUAUUUUCCGCAGCAGAUUUAAUGCAACUUCAACCCAUGCAGGUUCUUACACCUGCAUGGCCUCCAACAACCAAGGAGUGGAACAGAGCAAAACUAAGCAACUGGAGGUUGAAUAUUCUCCCGAAUAUGUGAAAGCCACAGCUCAGUCCAGUACUGUGAACGAAAAUCAAACAUUCUCACUGGACUGCAGUGCCCAAGCUAACCCAUCAGUAACCUUGUUCACCUGGAUGAAGAUGACUGAAGGCAAAGGAUCACUCGUAGGAUCUGAGCAGAGGUACUCGGUAAAUGCCGCGAGUCCCUCUGACGCUGGACUGUACAGAUGUGCAGCCAGAAAUGAGAUUGGAACUGGAACAUCUCAACAAGUUGAGGUUAAAGUCACCUAUGCUCCAAAACACACAGCAAUCAUUAAAGGAGGAGAACAACAACUGUCCGAUGGGCGACGCUCUGUGACACUGACCUGCAUCAGUCUCUGCUAUCCUCCUGCCACAUAUGUCUGGUACAAAAAGAUUGAUGAUGGAGAAGUCUUAACAUCGGCAGAUGGCAGAGAUGUAUUAACGUCUCAAUCACAGAACAUCACAGUGAACUCAGACCAAGCAGGAGAGUACUACUGUACUGCGAGGAAUGACCUCGGCCAAAGAUCAUCUGAACCGAUCAGGCUGUUUGAUGAUAAAAUCAGGAAGAUCAUGACCCUCUUCAUCAUUUGUUUCUGUAUUUUGUUCUUUGUACUUCUACUUUUAUUGGUCAGGCGCUGGAGGAGAAAAUCAAUCCAACAAGGAACAGCACGCACAUGGCCUUGUUGGGGUCUUCUGGAUUGCUGGAGUGGAGCCAGAAGGGGAAAUGUGAUGAGCCAGUCCGGUUUGGCUGGACCUUUCAGGAGCAGAGAUGACCUGCUGCCAGAGCAGUCAGUUCGUUGGAGAGAUGUCCAACGGCCUCGUCCAGACGCCACGUCUGCAUCCAACAUCACCGGUAUUUACUCUACCGUGGAUCUGCCCAACAGAAAUCAACCGACAAGACAGCAACAUGGACAGAUGCAGAAUGAUGCUCUCAACUACGCGUCUCUGGAUUUUGGGAAUAAACAGAAGAAACCGGAGGAGGACGCUGUGUACGCUAAAGUGAGCAGGCAAAAGACAGUGAAAGAGAAAGAACAAGGAAGGCAGGAGGACUAUGAGAACGUCAAUGCUCUACGUGCAGCCAAACCUCCAAAUCCAUACAACACUGACUCGGAAACCAGUGAAGAUGAGGAGGAGGUCAACUACACCCAUGUGAACUUUCAGCCCAAGCCAGGACACCAGAAAGACAUCAGCGACUCCAGCACCUCUGAGGAUGAAACUCAGUACUCUGAAGUCAAAUUCUGAGAUAAGAUGUGGGAACCCUGGAUAUGAUCUCAAUAUGUGUCAUAUGUUUGAUAUUUUUAAAUACUGUACGUACUUUUGUUUUGUCUUCUUGCUGUACUCAGUCUUUUGUACAUACUUUUAUUUAUUGUAUAUAAUAUCUUAUUUUCUGUUCUAUUCCCAGAGAUUGCAGAUGAAAAAUAGCCUUUGGCCAUAUGUUUAGGUAUUUUAAAGCAAGCUACUCAGAACUAAAGAUUAUGUAAUGUUUGAGUUUCCAAUUUGAUAGUCACUUUUGUAGUAGGUUGAACACCAGGUGUAUUCUACUGUAGGUUUUAAAAUUAAGUUUUGUAUUUUUUAGGUGACCAAAAUGAUCAAACCCUAUAUGGUUUAGAAAUUGAAACCCGACAGCCGACGGAGAGGCACGCCCACACCAGAGCGGACACCUGGGCCACAACAUUUAUAUUUAAUUCUAUGUGUUUUUUGUUAUUUUUCUUGGUUAAUUAAUUAAUAAAU